Molecule: messenger RNA, 1270 nt
Organism: Penaeus chinensis
Lineage: Eukaryota; Metazoa; Arthropoda; Malacostraca; Decapoda; Penaeidae
Exons: 4
Coding region: 5-946 (313 amino acids)
Source: RefSeq, a predicted model, not a curated record
CAAGAUGCACCUGAAGGAUUUUCUACUGUUUUAUACACCGGCUUUGUUACUUGUCUGCAGCUACCAGCAAGUUGCAGGACAAACAGCUGGCUGUACUGUGCGAGAUGGUGUAACAAAAUCGGUUAUCUGUUCAGGAGAAUUGGAAGUUCACCAAAUUGAGAAUUUCUUUAGACAGCUAGUUCAACAUGGCAUGAUGAGGUUCGACGAACUGUGGAUCUCCGACAACGCUCUUAUACAGCGUCUGCCGGUCGGGUUUCUGGGCGAGCUCCAAUUCACUCACAUUUCGAUAGUUUCUUGUCCAAACCUCGUUCAAGUGGAUGAUUUUCUCGGGGCUUCGAGCGACUCACUCCUCAGCUUGAAUCUGCAUUGGAACGGUUUGUCGGAAGUACCCCAACUGACCGCCCCCAAACUUUACGAACUCCACGUUUACCAGACGGAAAAACGCAUUGUGAUUCGGAGAGCAGCGUUCGAACGUUCGAGGGGCAUCGUGAAACUCGAUUUCAGGAAGGCUAUAGUUGAACCUUUCGCCUUUUUCGACUUGAAGACGUUAGGUUUCCUCUACAUCCGGAAUAUUUCGCCGAAACCACUGGUCGCGGGCUCAUUCAACUUCGACUCUCCAGGGCUUAGCUACAUUGAGCUGACGUCAGAAGACCCUUGGGAAGGACACAUCGAACCAGGGACAUUCGGAGGAUUCGUGAGCAGUACCUGGUUUAGAUUGGGAACUGCAGCCAACGUUUCACCAGCCGUUUUCUUCCCAGUCUUAAACAGUUCUGCUGUUUUCGAGAUUGGCGUUCCCGUAAAGUGUGAUUGUCAAGUAGCUUGGAUCCGACUGUCAUCCUUCCUGCCUCGUACGACCAUCCGCUGCGCCACCGAAACUUCCUCUGUCAUGCUGCAAGACGUUGAUGAAGCUGAAUUUAAGGACUGUGGCUCCUUCUGCACCGUCUAAGGCUCUCCUCCGCAGCAGUCAUGAGCUUUCACAUCUUUGACAAAAGAGAUGGAAGAUUUUAAUUAUUUCUGGGAUAAUCUAAAAAAAAAAAAAAAAAAAAAAAAAGAAGUUUUGGAAUAUAUAUUUGAUUUUUAGAAUUCGACUUGUAAUGGUUGUUUUCCAGAGAAUAAACUGAUUCACAAGUUUAUGUAAUUCAUCUAUGAUAUUUUGUCUCUAGUCAGUGAUAUUUCUAAAUUAAAUAUCUGGAGACAGGUUCACCUCAUAAUUUACUUUUUUUUUUGUAAUUCUUAAGUGAAAUUUGACAAAUAAACAUAUCAACCACAA